Molecule: messenger RNA, 867 nt
Organism: Zophobas morio
Lineage: Eukaryota; Metazoa; Arthropoda; Insecta; Coleoptera; Tenebrionidae
Exons: 5
Coding region: 40-702 (220 amino acids)
Biological process (GO): vesicle-mediated transport
Molecular function (GO): GTP binding; GTPase activity
Source: RefSeq, a predicted model, not a curated record
UAAGUCUCAAUAGUUUAAGUACAGUGUUGGUUAUUUAAAAUGGGGGCCAACCCUAUUAAAGUGAUUUUUUUGGGGCCUUCAGGUGCGGGAAAAACUUCUAUUAUAAAGCGUUAUAUUGAAAAUUCUUGGAAGGAUAAUGGGAACAUGACCAUGGGGUGUGAUCUCUACACUUGUAAACAUGUCAUUAGUGACAUCUUUGAUUUGACUCUCAAAUUCCACUUAUGGGACACCGCCGGUCAAGAACGCUUCUGCUCCAUAAUUCCUCGGUAUUACCGCGAAGCGAAGGUUGCCUUAUUGGUUUUUGACAUCACUUCACAGAAGAGUUUUGAAAAAAUGAAGAGAUGGUUUGCAGAAUUGGAAAAUAAUGCAUCUCCGAUGGUCUUAUGUUUGAUAGGAAACAAAACUGAUUUAGACAAAAAAAGAGAAGUCACCAAAAACCAAGCCAAGCACUACGCUGAAAGUAUAAGUGCUUCUUACUACGAAUGUUCAGCGCAGCAAGGUGAGGGAAUUAGAGAAGUGUUUGAUGAUGUAGCUCGUCGUAUGAUAAGUCUACUUGAGAACAUAACUGGUUCUAGUGAGGUACGAUCAGCAGCCAACACAAAAAAUACAAUAUCACUAACGAGCAGAAAAGUUGGCCCUUCCGUAGAGAACAAUACAGUUACAAUCUCUGGUGGUACUAUUAAGUCACGAUGUUAUUGUUGAUUUUUGUACAACUUUUAUGUAUAGCCCCUAGAAAUACAUAGUAUCGUCAUCCAUUGUUGUACGAGUGGAGCAAAUGCAGUUGGUAACGCAAAAAAUUACCCUGGUUUGGAAACAAAUUGUGUCAGCAGAGAGUUGACAGGUGGUUGACAGUGCGUAAACCGUUGU